This is a messenger RNA of Pecten maximus, 6675 nucleotides long. Its product is annotated as RNA demethylase ALKBH5-like. Gene Ontology annotation, biological process: mRNA export from nucleus; mRNA processing. The transcript has 3 exons. Gene Ontology annotation, molecular function: oxidative RNA demethylase activity. Bases 3 to 1169 code for a protein of 388 amino acids. Lineage: Eukaryota; Metazoa; Mollusca; Bivalvia; Pectinida; Pectinidae. The record is from RefSeq and is a predicted model, not a curated record. Gene Ontology annotation, cellular component: nucleus.
AGAUGGCCGACUCAUACCGAGAUUUGCGGCACAAGUUGCAGUCACCACACUAUCGCUCUGUGGAAUAUGGCAAAAGAAGAGAAUCGGAUUCCAAGCGUAAACACUACGGUUCAGAGAAAUAUAAUUCACCUCGUUACAGACACGAUAAGCAUGAACUGUCACGUGAAGACGAAUUGCGUAAAGUAAAUGCUGGUAUCCAGCAACGUAGCUUGUUUUCAUCGGAAGAGUGCAAACUUAUUGAGGACAAAAUUGACUCUGUUGUUAAGCAUGCCAGGCAUGGUGACUAUAAAGAACACACGGUUGAUAGGGCACCUCUAAGAAAUAAAUAUUUCUUUGGGGAGGGAUACACAUAUGGGUCACAACUUGCCAAAAAAGGCCCUGGGAUGGAAAGAUUGUAUCCAAAGGGCGAAGUGGACGAAAUCCCGGACUGGAUUUUAAAACUGGUAGUUAAGCCGAUGUAUGAUGCCAAAAUAAUACCGUCUGGGUUCUUCAAUAGUGCUGUCAUCAAUGACUACUUGCCCGGGGGAUGCAUCGUCUCCCACAUUGACCCCCCUCACAUUUUUGACAGACCUAUCGUAUCUGUCUCGUUUUUCAGUGACAGUGUUCUCAGCUUUGGAUGCAGGUUUUCGUUUCGCCCAAUAAGAGUGUCAAAGCCAGUAUUAUGCCUACCUGUGAAGAAAGGCCAUGUCACACUCAUUAGUGAUUAUGCCGCUGAUCAGAUAACACAUUGUAUUCGGCCACAAGAUAUUGUUGAGAGAAGGGCUGUUAUCAUUCUAAGGCGAGUUUUUCCAGAUGCACCUCGACUCGAGUCAUCUGGCUCUGUUGAACGACCAUUAUCUCGUAAACGACGUAGGGAGCGUUCCCCAUCCUCUUCCUCAUCAUCAGAUGCAGAAUCUGCUGGCAGUGGCUCGGAGGAACAACAAGAAAACAACACUAAGGAAAAUGAGGAUGAGAAAAAAUCUCCAACACAAACAUACUACCAUAGGGCAACAAAGAACUCGACUCGAGUUUACAGGCAUCACCACUUCAGCAAUAGUGAGAGUGAACAUUCAGACACUGAAAAUGGUGAUACGAAAUCUCCUGUUAAAAAGUCUAAGCACAAGCAUAAGAUGAAGAAGAAGAAAAGUCACAAAGUGGGGAAGGUGUCCAAACGAAGCAAGAGGUCCUAAGUUGUGGGAGGGAAAUGCCUUGAACUAGAUUUACAAUAUUAUAUAAAGAUGGGAGGUUUAUCUGCAAUGUGCCAAUGAUUACCGAUGCAAAGAUUUGUGAAUAUUGUUAUCAAAGAUUAUUUAGUUGAGUUGGUUGCUUAUUAUGAAUGUAAAUCCAUGUAUUUCAGUAUAUUUGUAUCUACAAUGUGAAACAUUUGAUACAUUUUUUUUUUGUUUUAACAAAAUGUUCUAAGUUUAUGGAAACGUGAUUGCUGGUAGGGUAAAUGGAAUGCCAACAGCUUCUGUGUUUGUUAAGAACUGAAUUAUCAACAUUAUAACAUCCAGUUAAAUUUUUUUUUCAUUCCUUUUGUGAUAUUUGGUCAUCAAAACUCACAGAUGUCAAACUAAAUUAGCAGGGAAAAAGUAAAUUGGCCAGUGAAAACGUUGAAUUCUCAAUAUUUUUUGUUAAUAUUCGUAGUAACUAGGUGUGCUGUUUCAGUGUUGCAUCAGAAGACAAAGUGUGGGAAAUGAACUUGUUGAAGGAAAUUAACUUGUUUCAACGCCCAAUAUUUAGACAGGUAGAUUGAUGUAUACAGAUAAUACAGUGACUUUAAGUCACUUGACUUUUGAUCUCUCUGGGUAUGAUUCUCACUUGCUUAGGAGUCUUCUUGUAAAGAGAUUAUAAAAAUAUGGUAUGUAUAGUAAAAAAAAAAAUUUAACCAAUGGCAGCUGGUGUUAAAGAAAAAAAUUGCGACCCUUCACGAAAAAAUUGAUAUGGAAUUUUUCAACUAUUAUGCAAUUUGAGCAAGCAGCCUAUGGAAGGGGAGACAACUCAUAUUGAAGAAAAUUGAGUGGAAAUAUAUUUGGAAUUUGUUUAAAAGGUAAUCAUAUGGAUAAUGCUAUAUCUUUGAACAGUCACAGAUAAAGUUUUAAGAAAGCUAAAUACAACCCAUUUUGGAAUUAUCUAAUUUUUGCAGCAUUUGAACAUUGAUUAGAAAUUAUCAUUUAUGAGACCUCAUAAAAGAUCUGACUAUUGAAUUUCUAUAAACGUAUGUAAUACAUUAAUUAAAGUGGCUAUUACUGUAAAAAUAAUUUUUGGAAAAUAUUUCGAGGAGUAAUAUUUUUAACAAGUAUAUCAUAAAAUUGAGACUUCCCUUCAUGGUGAAAAUUAAAACCAUGUUUUUUUAAUACCUAAAUCAGUGCAAAACAACAAUUUGGUAGGUUACCGCUUGUAAGCAGAACGCUAUGUGGAUUCGUCACUUGCAUCCUUUUGACUCCGUUAGGUUUUCUCUAUGUAACAUCCUAUACAAAUGUCAACCAAGGUAAACAGCAUUUUGAAGCUCAUAAAUUAUAUAUAGAAUAUUCUUUAUGGUACAGGCGCAUGCAUCUCUAUCUUCAACCAAUUUCACUAUUUAUAAGAGGAAAUCAUCUUUUAAUGAGUACGAAUUCUAGUUAUAGUUGCUUUAAUGUUUCUUAUAUUGAUAGAUUAUUCAUUAUUUGUAAAAAUGAAAGUUAAAGCCGAUACAAUUGAAGUUUUCAGUUUAUGAAAUUGGACAAGAUGUCAACAAACAUGUCUGGUUUGUAUGUAUACUUCCCUGUCAGUUAAUCUUCAUCUCAUUUUAAAUAAGUUAUAAAUCGUUAGCAGGCAUUGCACAUUGCUUUAUUAUCCAGAGAAAGACACAAAUGAUGAUUAGUUGCCUUCAUUUUAUUAUUCAGCACAGAAAUUUUAUGUUUUAAUUCCAAACAGUACUUGAUUGGUUUUUAGUGCUUUGAUAGUUACACUAUUAUGAUGUUAGUUAUUCAUUCACACUGCUUUUUACUCAUUGAUUGAAGCUUAAAAGAAAUGAUAAAUAAGUUUUGAGAUUUCUUUAGUUAGUAAAGACCCCGAGUUGAUUAUGAUCAGAACAUCAGACAUUAUGCUCUACUAGCACCUGAGUUUACAGUUCACAAUAACAUUUGUAUAGGAACUAGAAUGGGCUGAACACCGGCAGGGCUCAUAUGGCACCUAUUUUAGUGGCCAUGGCGCCUUAUAUUCACCUUUGGCAACCAGUAUUAACCUGUAAGGCGCCAGCAUGGCCCCUAAAAAAUUGUGUAAAUUUGCUGUCAUGUUGAUCUUUCAAGGGUUGCAGUCAAUGUUAAAAUGAUGUUUAGAAUCGAUAAAGUUACGGAGAGAUGUUAUACUGUACUAAAGAAUUAAAUAUUUUUUUUAAAGUUAAGACAACUUAGCCGGCUACCAACUUUUUCCAAUUGGCACCUAGAUUUUAUGACUUGGUAGCCAAAUAUGCCACCUGGUCAAAAUAUCGACUUUGAGCCCUGACCGGUGGUCGUGUAGCUCAAAUGCUUACAAGUGUCCGUCUAUAGUUCCGAGGUCCUAGAGUUGAGUUCCGGUCUGCUUAUUUUUCCUCUCCAGUUACACAUACAUUUGUAUAUAUGUGCAUUUGAUUUUCAUUGCUACCUUGUUGAUUAAGAGAAAUUAUAAAAACAAUGUUAUUGGAUCUGUGUUAGUUUUAAAUGUAGCCAGGAUAAGGUGUAAGUCAGUACUUGUUAUCAGCUUCUCAUCUUAUAUAAUUCUACAAUUGAUGAAAAUACACUGUUCCAGCUUAUAGUCUUUAAUUAUUUUGAUUGAUUUUACUUGUUUUUAAAAUAUACAUGGUGCAUUUUCUGUUGUAAUUAUAUGUUGGUAUGUGUGAUGGCUUCAGGAACUUAAACCCUUCAAAAGAGUAAUUAUAUGUUGGUAUGUGUGAUGGCUUCAGGAACUUAAAUCCUUCAAAAAAGACGAAUAACAAAUUUCAGUUGCUGUAUACUUCAGAUUUCUGUGCUUACUGCCUUACUGUAGAAGACCUUUUUACCAUUCGUUUUAAACAAGCACUAUCCUAAGGUUGAAACAUCUCCUGUAACAUUUGUAUAUUAUUUUGGAAAAUGGGCAGUUUUUCUUGCCUGUUCUAGUAUUUCAUUAAGAGCUGAAAGUAUUAUUUAUAUACAUGUACAUGUAUAUGUACCCAACUAUUUUUACCAAGGAGGAAAAGUGAUGUGUAUGCUAGGUCAUGAUGGCCUAAAAGCAGUCACACAACUGCAAAAUGCAUCACACAGACUCCGUUUCCACUCUGUAAGUGCCUGAAUAUCUGUAAGUUUUCCCCCCAGGUUAUUUGCAACAUGAACGCUUGGCAAUUGUUUUGUAUAUAGAACCAAAACUAAUGUCCAUGUUAUCAUUUCUAUGUGAUACUGUGACUGCAAUAAUCAAUAUUGCUACAUUUUAUAAUGGACCACAGUGUUUCUGUGAAAUGUCUUCUGUCUGUAACAAAUUGAUACUGAGAGUAAAAGAGGGGAAAGCUUUCACAAAUUGCUGAGUUUCGGUUAUGCUACUUAAAUUCACUCAUUUUGAUACUUAAACUAUCUUGUAUUCUAAUAUUCUUAGUUUUCAGGUUAAAUAUGUAUUGGAUAAACGAAAAUAACAUAUACAGAGUGUAUUUCACUAUUAGAAAUUUGCAGAUCAAGGUCAAAUUUUGAAGUAGAGAUUGCUAAAUGUACUCAAAUAAUCUAGGGGCUUUUGUCUAAAAUUUCAGGAUUAAUAGGUAAAUUUACAGGUAGAUGGAUGACUAAUAGGACCUGAAUGUGUAUUGUGAUUAUGCUAGAUAACUAGUAACAGGAAAUGAUUUGUUUGAUUUCUAUCACAAACAUAUUUUUCGUGCCAUAAUUCAUCUAAAGCUAAUUCUUGCCUUUGAAAGCAUCAGAGGAAUCUUGAGGAGCUUUUGGCAGUUUUUUCAAGUAGGGGUGCCCCCUUUAUGUGUCAAAUUUGCUUUCUUACCAGGUGUAUGCAUUUUUAUGUUGUUUUAAAGGGAUUGGUAUACGUAUUGCUCACUGAUAAAUUAUUCACGUGUGGUUUAUAUAUAAUCUGAUUAAAGUGCAAAUCAUCAUUAAACACUAUGUAAUGACUUCAUUACAUAGCUGAUAUUGAUGGUCUGCAUUCAGUCUGAUUGGUGUGAUUUUCAAUAAUGAUGGGAGAUUGUCGAAACAUUAUGAUUUGAUAUUUUCUCAUCUGCAUAUUUCUACAUCGGUUAAUUUGAAGAAAAAUAUCAGGUGUAAAUUGUUUGCUUUGAAAUGAAGCGGUGUCGGGUGGGAAACCACACUAUGUUACAAAGACACAAGUGUUACUGUUUUGUAUUUUGUCCAAUAAGAGGGGAAAUACAUACCUGUUGAGCGUUUUCUUAUUUUAAUUCUAGUAGAAUUGUUACAUAGAAAUAAAAAAGUUAAAUUUUGUUUUAUUUAAAAUGUUUAUGAAGUUGUAUGUGUUGAAGGAUAUGUAAACAAUAUUUUUGUUGAAACUUGGAUUGUUUAUUUUCAUUUCAUUUCUUGUUAUGAAUCAUGUAUAUUUCUCAAAACACGUAUAUAUGCAGUAAUUACAUUAGAUAUGUGCAUAUGCAGUUUGGUCUGGUAAUUGUAAUAAUUUACCAGAGAAUUUAAUGUAAAGGAAAGCAUUUGGGUUGAUGGGCAUUUUUUUCCAAUUUGCAUCCAAUAGCAGAGGAAGGAUGUUCUUACCAUUCCUCGUUUUUCUCUGCAGAGAUAAUUCGUUUGUCUUCAUCCCAAAUUAAUCCAUUAUUGCAUGUAAUUUGUUGUUUUAAAAGUCUUCUUUCAAACAUCUCCACUGCAUUCUUUUUCACUAUGAUCUUUUUAUACAGUAUUUUUUAUUUUCACAUUAUCGUUUACAAACACAGUCGGUAUUUUCACGUAUGUUAAACUGUAUUAAUGUCAAGUGUUGCCCUCAUGUUUGGGAAGAAUUCUCAUUAAUCAGAGUGAUCUCCCCUCUCUCACUGCUGUGGAGGCUGUUGAAGAGAGCCGAGUACAUGAAGCAGAUCUGUUUACAUAAAAAACAAUACAUGUAAGCUUAGGUUUGUUCAGAUCAUGUUAUUAUUAACAUAUAGAAACCAAAUUCAAUUAAUUUAUGAGAUAUUUGAGAUGAAAAAAAAAACAAGCACUAUUAAACAGGAAAUUAAAAGAUUUGUGUGGUGUUUGAAACAUGAAAAUAUUAGUCAGUUGUUUAUGUUUGCUUUAGUUUUUCUACUUUCCAUCUUUUAGUGAUUUAAUAUUUGUAUUUAAAAUGUCUUCAUCUAUUCAAUAUUUUCUUUGGUCAAUUCUUAAAACAUGUGUCUUUUGUUUGCUGAAGACUUGCUAGGUAGCAGUUCCCAAUGAGGGUAUCUCAUUCAGCUCAGCAUCAGUAGUCAGAUGUUCUAAAUUAGAUGCUGACGAUGUUGCAUUAUAUUUAUACUUGUGGAAGGCAUAUGCAUUAAGAGUUAGCAAAUUAAGAUUGUUUAAAACAUUAUGCUCUUUUAUUGAAAUAAUUAGCAAUGUCAAGUGUAUUGUAAAAAAACAACAUGCAAAAUUACAAAUUAAAAUUUAUUUUCGGGGUUAAAUCUGAUAGGAUAGAAAAUUCUCCUUUCUAAUAAUGGACAAAAUGCAAUUUUUGUUUUAGAACCUGUAUGAUGUAAAGUUUUAAUAAGAGUAAAGUGUCUACCUGUAUAUACAGUGUAAA